Molecule: messenger RNA, 1762 nt
Organism: Mizuhopecten yessoensis (Yesso scallop)
Lineage: Eukaryota; Metazoa; Mollusca; Bivalvia; Pectinida; Pectinidae
Exons: 2
Coding region: 156-1217 (353 amino acids)
Molecular function (GO): protein binding
Source: RefSeq, a predicted model, not a curated record
AAUACACUCCGCUGCUGGUUGCUGUCAAUUCAGGUUGUCAGUGAUUUCGCUAUCAAACAGCUACAGGGAAAAUGUCGCAGAGCAGAUGAUGACCUUUCUGGACCUGGGAUAAUCAGACACGCUGAAGCCCACCUUUGCUACAAUGACGUGGCAGUAUGGGUAACCAGAAUGUGAGAGGUCACCAUCUCUGGCCGACAAGUUGCAUGCCAGGUAUCAACCGUAACAUCGAUUCUGACGUCCCGCUCCAGAGCAGCGGGUCAGAGGAGGAGGGAGAUGUUGAUAAUGUGACAUGGCGGGAACUUGAAAAUGCUGUUGUGAACAACGACGGAGAAUGUCUAGAUCAACUGAUCAACUGUGGUGCAAAUAUCAAUACGCCACUGAAUGAAAAAGGAGAAACGGCAUUGAUUCUGUCAGUGAAACUUACUCAUUUACAGCUGGUACGUAUCUUACUUGCACAGACUGUAUGUAAAAAGAACUGUUUGAAUGUGAAUAACUGUUCAGCAUUAGACCUUGCUAUCAUCACUGCCUUCGACAAUCGUCUGGAGCCACGCCAUAACUUGGCAUGGCAGAUCAUCAAGUGCCUUAUGGAGGCCAAUUCCGAACCAGUCUGUAAAGAUGCCAUGAUGUAUGUCAUACGAACUGCCUUGAAAUACAAUGAUGAGUUGUUUCUGUACAGGCUCAUACAGGCUGCCAUUGACUGUUCAAAGUCAUUUAAAUUUCAUGAGCUUCUCCUCCAGAAACUACACAGACAUCAGCCAAUUUACAUGGAUAGCAUAGACCCAUUGUUGAUGAAUGCAUCAGACUUCAGUGUGAAACUGGUACGUUAUGGGGUACCCUCAGAUCUUGAAUAUGUGGUGAAUUCCUUUAUGUACUACCUGGAAUCUUACUGGGACUCCAAGGAGAACAAGAGCAGUGUCUUACAGAAGUUGAUCCUGUAUUCUACAGCUGCGGGUUGGUGCUGGUCUCAGCAACAGAUAUCUCAUAUUCACCAGGUCAACCCUGCUGUUGGGCGCUGGUGUAGUCGACAACUCACCAAUCCCCAGUCAUUGGGCCAUCUAGCACGCAAAAAAAUUCGAAGAAGUCUUGGAACUGAUAUCUCAUUAGGAAUCAGCAGUCUGCCGUUUCAGCUACCAGAGUGUCUCAAAUUGUACCUCAUUCUCAAGGAUGUUGACGAGAUCUUGAACAGCAGGAUUCCAAUUAAAGAAAUAUUUCUCUAACUGUUAAAACUAUGUUUAUAUUUGUACCAUUGGUGAUAUUAUAUUUAUACUGUCUUGGUCAAUAGUAAUUCUGCAGCAUUUUGAAGUUUUCUACAGUUAGAUAACCAUACCCUAUUAGAGAAGGACUAGCGCUUGUAGCUGAAAAAGAUUUAAUUUUCUAAAGCCAGUGAAAUAAAUAUUGUUUACGAUACAGCUGAUACUUCAGAUUUUGUAUAAAAUAAAUUUGUUAAUUUUCACAAAAAUUAAGGAACACAAUUCGCCAAUCAGUAUUGUAGAAUUAGUAAAACUUGAAAUGUGCAUACAUAUAUAUAUAUAUUGGUACUACAGUAGUAUAUAAAUAUGUAUCAAAAUUUAUCAAGUGUAUAACAUAGUGCAGAUGCCAAAACAUUAGUGUGAGAUUUUUUUUUACUACACAAGUUUUUUUUAUUUCGGAAUUACAUAUAUGUGUGCACCCUAACUUAGAAUUGUAUUCAUUAUGUGGUACUCAUUCUGUCAAUGUUUUUUUUUUAUCUUAAUACUAUUUAAAAUUAGAAAUGCUUCGUUUA